This is a messenger RNA of Strongylocentrotus purpuratus (purple sea urchin), 2121 nucleotides long. RefSeq lists its product as uncharacterized. NCBI's taxonomy places the organism in Eukaryota, Metazoa, Echinodermata, Echinoidea, Camarodonta, Strongylocentrotidae. Bases 394 to 2121 code for a protein of 575 amino acids. The record is from RefSeq and is a predicted model, not a curated record. The transcript is spliced from 11 exons.
CCGUACAACGAAUCUUUAAAUGCGCGUCCCGCGUCCAUCACAGACUGGGAGUAAGACUAUGCGUUGAACCGAUUUCUAAGAAGUUAAUAAUCCCGCACGGGCGAUGUGUCGAGCUAGUUUCUAAGAAAUUCCCACGGAGCGCGGCGGACAUGUCUACCUACGUGUGUACUAUACUUCUAUAAUCCCCAUGUUUGGGUGUUUUGUAAACAAUAGAUUUCCCAUCGACAGCACGUGCCGAAUCUUGAAUCUUGAAUUUGUUGCACCCAAAAAGCUACGUUGACAGCUGUCCGAGGAGAAGAGUCAAGACUUGAUUAUCUACGGUACCUUCAGAGUACUGGCGUUGCGUUGGAAAGCGAGAGCUGUUCAAGAUCUAGUGCUUCAUGCUGAAGAAACAUGGCUGUUUUGGAUCCACUGACAGAGUUGGAGAGUGCAGCUGAGCCUGAUGAUGCUCUUCCAAACACACAGAUGACAGGUCUCCAGACAGAGCUUGAGAGUGAAGCUGAUGAGGAUCUACAUUGUGAGACAGGUCCCUGGACUCCUGGUAUCUUUAUCACUGAACUUGAGAGUGAUGCAGAUGAGGAUGCUUGCCAUAUUCCAAGGAAAAGGGGAAAAAAGAGAAGACAUGUGACAUUUCAACUGGAAUCAUCAUGCAGUGAUCAAGAGCAGAAAAAAAGAGGAAGAUGUUGUUCAACAGAUUGUCUGGCAAGAGUCACACGAGCAGAUGCAGCUGCAGCUCGGAUCGCUUUUAAGGAAAAGUCGCUGGGUGAUCAGAGGACAUGGCUGAUGGAGUACUUCAGAACCCACUCUUCUCGGUCUGAAAAUGAAAGUCUCCAAUUCUCCUACAACAUCGGUUUGGAGCAGGUGUGUGCCACAGCCUGGCAUCAAGUCGUUGGAAUUGUGAGGUCAAGAUUCUACUACUGGCAGAAGCAGUUCAGAGAUGGACUGCUAUACCCAUUGCCUGCUAACUGCUUGAGGAAAGGACACAAGAUUAACAAAACCCUAAACGCGAAGACAGAACUUAAUGCAUUUGCUCGUUCCUAUGGAGACCGAAUGCCUGACAGAGAGUCUGUAAACCUUCCACAUGGGUUCACAAAGCGAGAGGUGUAUAGAAGAAUACGACAAGAUAAUGCUGAGGUUUGUUCUGAGACUCACUUCAAAAGGAUUUGGAGAAAGGAAGAGCAGCACAUCACAAUCCCCAAGGUGAACCGCUUCUCUAAGUGCGAUGUGUGCACAGAGCUGAAAAUGAAGCUUGGCAAGACAAACGACAAAGAUGUUCGAAGACAAUUGAUUGCACAACAUCAAAAACAUGUAGAGAAACAAAGCAGUGAGAGACAAAAAUAUUACAAACACAUCCGCAAAGCGAAGUCACAGCCAGAGAAAUACAUGAGUGUAAUCAUCGAUGGGAUGGAUCAGCACUGCACAUCAAUACCGCAACUCCAUCCAACACCUAAAGCUCUGAGCUACAAUGAUCAACUGCACACUCACAUCACCGGUGCACUUGUUCAUGGAAGAGGUCAACACGCCUACAUCGAUUUUAACGAGUACCCACAUGACAGCAACCUAACCAUUAAUUUCCUGCUCAACAUCCUGGUCCGUUAUGCCGACUCUCUUCCACCAGUCCUCUACCUACAGCUGGACAACACUUCUAGGGAGAAUAAGAAUCGACAUCUCUUUUCUUUUCUGUCCCUGCUCCUUGAACUCAAUAUCUUCAAGAAGAUCAAAGUUGGCUUCUUGAUGGUCGGUCACACACAUGAGGACAUCGACCAGUUCUUUUCAAGGAUUGCAACUCACUUGAAGAAAAGGAGCACCCCAUCUUUUCCAAAACUUCUGCAAGCUAUUCCCGCCGCUUUCCACAAAGCUCACUGCCCUACAACAGCGGAGCGCAUCUUACACCUCUUUGAUGUUCGCAAAUGGCUUCUUCCCCAUCAACACAGCAUGUGCUAUCACAGUAAACCACACAUAUUCAAAUUCGCACUGCACCAAGGAAAAGCCACCCUACAAACAAAAGACUGGUCAACUACACCACAUUGGAGAGACAACACUGGCAUCAACCACAUCCUGUCAUCACAUCCAGACGGACAACCAACAUUGGUGACGAUUUCAUCACGAUCAGGCAGUUGA